AUGGAUGCUAUAACCACUAGUACUGUAGCUACUCAGUACUUGACGAUUUCGACAGAAACUAGCGCUGUAACUACACAACCCUCCACAAAAACGACAAGUACUGGUACUGUAACUACACAACCCUCCACAAAUACAACAAGUACUGGUACUGUAACUACACAACCCUCCACAAAUGCGACAAGUACUGGUACUGUAACUACACAACCCUCCACAAAUGCGACAAGUACUGAUACUGUAACUACACAACCCUCCACAAAAUCAAUAAUCACUGAUCUUAUCCCU
Molecule: messenger RNA, 282 nt
Organism: Candidula unifasciata
Lineage: Eukaryota; Metazoa; Mollusca; Gastropoda; Stylommatophora; Geomitridae
Source: the annotation of a GenBank genome assembly